Molecule: messenger RNA, 1552 nt
Organism: Zalophus californianus (California sea lion)
Lineage: Eukaryota; Metazoa; Chordata; Mammalia; Carnivora; Otariidae
Gene: AKIRIN1
Product: akirin 1
Biological process (GO): negative regulation of skeletal muscle satellite cell proliferation; positive regulation of myoblast differentiation; positive regulation of macrophage chemotaxis
Cellular component (GO): nucleus; chromatin
Molecular function (GO): transcription coregulator activity
Source: RefSeq, a predicted model, not a curated record
UGACGUCACAGGAGGCGGGGCCAGAGCCGCUGCCGGGUGCUGGAGGCGCCAUUGGAGCCGGCUAGGCUUGCGAGCUCCGCUGAGGAGCCGGAGGUUGGGCCGCAGCUACCUCGGCGUUCGCUCCUGGUCCCUGGCCCCUCAGCGGCAUGGCGUGCGGGGCGACGUUGAAGCGGCCCAUGGAGUUCGAGGCGGCGCUGCUGAGCCCUGGUUCCCCGAAGCGGCGGCGCUGCGCCCCUCUGCCCGGCCCCACUCAGGGCCUCAGGCCCCCGGACGCCGAGCCGCCGCCGCUUCUCCAGACGCAGACCCCACCGCCGACUCUGCAGCAGCCCGCCCCGCCCGGCAGCGAGCGGCGCCUUCCAACACCGGAACAAAUUUUUCAGAACAUCAAACAAGAAUAUAGUCGUUAUCAGAGGUGGAGACAUUUAGAAGUUGUUCUUAAUCAGAGUGAAGCUUGUACUUCGGAAAGUCAGCCUCAUUCCUCAGCACUCACAGCACCUAGUUCUCCAGGUUCUUCCUGGAUGAAGAAGGACCAGCCCACCUUUACCCUCCGACAAGUUGGAAUAAUAUGUGAGCGUCUCUUAAAAGACUAUGAAGAUAAAAUUCGGGAGGAGUAUGAGCAAAUUCUCAAUACCAAACUAGCAGAACAAUAUGAAUCUUUUGUGAAAUUCACACAUGAUCAGAUUAUGCGACGAUAUGGGACAAGGCCAACAAGCUAUGUGUCCUGAAGCUUUCUUGCAUAUCUGGGUACCAGGUUUGACCUCAAGAGAUGGCUGCUGUACACUUUUUGCAACUGGUUUGAUAUCACAUUUCAGCUCCAACUUUGCAUCCUGAGAAUACUUAAACGUUUCUGCAGGUCCAUUUUAUACAACUUGAAAGACCUUAAAACUUUCUGGUUGCCACAAGCAUAUCUUUCUUUUCUGCUCAUCCAAUAAACAGCUGUGCCCUACUGUGAUAGAUUUUCCAAACAAAAAUACCUGGAGCAGCAGUUUAGCAAAAUAUGCCCUCAGUGGCACUCAACAAAUGGAGUUUCCCCAAGCACAGUUCUGUAAGAAGUGUGUGUGAGAGUGUGUGUGUAUGUGUGUGUGUGUGUGUGUGUAUUUUAAGUUAUUAUUUGUAUUGUGCAAAUUUUUUUGAUCUUGGGGAUUCUGGCUGUGAAUUUGAUGCACGACAAUUAUGGUUAAAAACAUUUGCUUGGUCUACAGAAGAUCAUUAAUGUUUUGUGACCAUAUAAGUUGUAACGGUGGAUUGUUUUAUGUUGUAGGUAUUAUUGUUAAAUACAGGGACUGUUUCCAGGCACAGAAUAUGAAUCAUAAGUUAGGAUGGACAUUAGGUGUGAUUAUGAUGACAUAGCAAAGGUCUGUGGUCCUAGGUCUACAAAUGCGUGGUGAGGAAUUAGGACAAACUGGAGACGGGCCGUUUGACACAUGGACUCUGCCUAGCCGUGUUGAAAAAUACUUUGACUCCAAGCCUUAAAAUACCCAUGUGGAGUCUGUGCUCACCUCAUUCACACAGAGAGCUCCCUGGACACUGAACCUCUAAAAAGAAAAAGUCU